Molecule: messenger RNA, 2486 nt
Organism: Anopheles arabiensis
Lineage: Eukaryota; Metazoa; Arthropoda; Insecta; Diptera; Culicidae
Exons: 5
Coding region: 1659-2378 (239 amino acids)
Source: RefSeq, a predicted model, not a curated record
AGUAUCUGCCGUAGACGUUUGCACAACGCAGGCACGCCGUCGCUCUACGCCCGCAGCGGUCGGAGUUUCACACACAAAAAUUACGACAAACGAACGGCUUUUCUCGCCCUUCACCCCGUCCCUCCGUUUCCGGGUCCGGACGAGUCGAUCACUCGGGUUCGCACGCUCGGCGUCCGAAAAUCACGGCCGGGUCUGACGCGUAAAGUUCUCAAGGACGAAUCCUUGAUGGGUUUCCGUAGGCGUUUCGGUGUUUGUUUACAAGUAACAUUAAUGGCAUCGUAGCUUACAAUCACGCAGAUAGUGGAGCAGGAGGAAAAGGAGGAGGUGGUAGAAGGAAGAAAAAACUGGUGAAAAAAAAACAGUUAGAAAGCAGAAAGUAAGAGAUAAGCAAACGGGAGACAGCGUAAGUGUAAGUGAUAUGCUGGUUUUUUUUUUGUUGGUGUGACAUACAAGCCAACCAUGGAAGCAAUGUCAACAAACUGACGGGUGAAAUAUUGGACGGAUAAAUACACAGGGGGAUCGGUGUAUGUUUGCACCUUGGGUUCGAGUUUUGCUUCAAUUAGUGGACGUAACAGUUUGUAGCUGCAGCAAUUUAAGAAGCAAUCUAAGGACGUUGUGUUUGAAAUAUUCAAUCCAUCUACAAAACUAAUUCACACCAUCAUCAUUUCACGCGAAGCCGUCUCGCCAGAUUCUUCCUCCGCUGACACUACGUACAGCAAACACCUUCCAGAUGCCGCACGACUCUCCACUAUCAGCCAUGCGGCUGCAGGCAAGACGACUAUCAUCCGACCUUCAUCGAUACAUUGCGCCGCUGCGGAUCGGAUCAUCCACGUGUACGACUUGCACGAUGACGGAGCGAAGGCAUAAGGCAUGACAAUCGAGAGGGAUGGUACAGACAUCCUUGAGGAUUCAGCAGACGUGAAGAUUAAUCGGCAUUCUCAUCUGCGGAUGGAGAGCAGCGAUGAUGAGUACCCACGAUACAGAAGCAGCGCACGGUUAGCUUGCUCCGUCUACGCUCCUAAGAAAGCUGGAUAAAUAGGCGAAUGUCUGGCGAAUCUGGGUCUGCCGUUGGGCGAGACUACACUAAUGAGUGCGUCUUGUGCUUUCAAUAGUGUCACUUUGUUCGCUGCUUCAAGCUGAUGACAAACUGUCAUCCAACACUACGCGCGAACCUCUUCCCUUUAAACGCACUAUCCCGCACUAAUGCUUGCUUUGUGAUUCAUUCAUCCUCAAAGGUUCCGCAACGUCGGUGUUCAGCAUCGUCCUGCGCGUAGCAUGUCACACCAUUGACCCUUCGAAGAGGCGACGGGCUAAUUAUAACGGUAAUUAAUUCCACUGUUCAUCAGGCCUCUCGCAAUGACGCAGUGCUCUUUCGAUUCGGGAACGGCUUCAAUAUCCACGGGGCUUCGCACGUUCCUAUUUGGCACGCAUUGAGAUGGGCUGUGAACACACUUCCCGAUCAAAAGCACUGCAUGUGAAUGCACAAAAUACGCAACUUAACUCGUACGGUUUGCGCUCAAUUCAACUUGGGUAAUUCGGUCUCACGUACUUCUGCUUUAAUCACGCGAAGAUGACCGUUCCUGGGUACAGGCACAUCUCACUGGACCAAACUCCGUAUCGUUCAUUCGUUUCGGUGUUUCGUCGCUCGCAGCUCAAACAUGGACCCGUUGGGAGGCUGUCGAAAUUAUCAAUUGCUAUCCGUGCUGGCUCAGCGCAUCUGCUCCCUUGUCGUGUGUUUGAUCAAACAUGUGCGGCAAGAGAACAUAGCGGUGCAGACUGUCUUGCGCCAAGCGCUGCUUCCCAUGCACCGUGCGUUGACGGAGUUUUUGUUCGGCCAGGCGCAUUCGUCCCAGCAUAGUCCAUUUCAGCUGCGUGGUUCAACACAUUCCCUUCUCUCCUUACCGUCGAUGCCUCUCUAUCCCAACCACCCGUCCCUUCACCAGCCAACCCUUGAACGUUUCCCAUCGCUCCACGGCAACAUCACGCCACCGGAAGGCUCCAUCACUCCACCGCGCGGCAGUACACCACCUUCCUGGCUCGGCGGCACACCGAUCGGUUUCACCUCAACGCCGCUUCGCACGCCGGCGGUGCGUCCCCAGCCAGAACCGUUUGCGCUCAUCAAUCAGCUGCUGACAGCGAUACGCACCUCGAAUGAGGGCAAUUUGUCAAACGUCACCGAACAGUACGCCAGCGAUCCCGUUUUCCGCGAGCGUGCCCUCCGCGAGCUGGAUGAGCUACGAUCGUGCAUUGCGCCCCAAGCUGGCGGUGCGUACAAUGGGGCAGGGCAGGCAGUGCGGGCACUGCUGGACCGGGUAGAGCAGGCGGAAAUAACGCUCUCGAUGCUUAUCAACAAUUUAGAGCAAUUGCAAAAUCAUUGAAGACUGUUUGAAGCAUAAGCGAAACUAAAAAAACAAAAUUGUGUGUAUUUUAAUUGAAUUCCUAAAAUCAAAUGUGUUAUUCAAUAAAUUAUGCGUAAAAUAAACGAG